AUGGCUUCAUCAAAGACAUGUUUUUUUCUUGUGUUCUUAUGUCUCGUUGUUCUUUUGAUCCCGGAAUCUGCACAAGCGGAAGAUGCUGGAAGGACUAGGCUCAUUGUACAGGGUCCCUGCUCGCAAUUUCCUGACUGCAAUCAACAUUGCAUAGACGUAAAAUUUCCAGGUGGAAAAUGCAUCAAAGUGACUCCAACUGCCACUUAUUUGUCCUGUGCUUGUUUUGCGUAA
Molecule: messenger RNA, 231 nt
Organism: Raphanus sativus (radish)
Lineage: Eukaryota; Viridiplantae; Streptophyta; Magnoliopsida; Brassicales; Brassicaceae
Product: putative defensin-like protein 31
Exons: 2
Coding region: 1-231 (76 amino acids)
Source: RefSeq, a predicted model, not a curated record